Messenger RNA from Struthio camelus australis, 11056 nucleotides. The record is from RefSeq and is a predicted model, not a curated record. Lineage: Eukaryota; Metazoa; Chordata; Aves; Struthioniformes; Struthionidae.
AUGGGGCCGGGCUGCAGCCCGAGGCAACUGGGGAAACUGAGGCACGAAGUGGGCCCGGCCAUCCUCACCACGGAUCCCCAGCACUUCCAGCAGCGCCUCCAGGAGCUCUACGUCCAGGGUGGAGGGGAUUGCCCAGAGAUGAGUGUUGGGGCCAUCAGGCUGGCUGUGGAGGUCUCGUACCCUGGGUCCUUCAUCUACGUCUUCUCGGAUGCCCGGGCCAAGGACUAUGAGCAGCAGGAGGAGCUGCUGCAGCUCCUGCAGCACAAGCAGUCCCAGGUGGUGUUUGUGCUGACGGGGGACUGUGGGGACAGGAGCCACCCCGGGUACCGAGUGUAUGAGCGGAUUGCAGCCAUCAGCUCUGGGCAGAUCUUCCACCUGGACAAGCAACAGGUGAAGGAGGUGCUCAAGUGGGUGGAAGAGGCCAUCCAGGCCUCCAAAGUUCACCUGCUAUCCACAGACCACGAGGCUGGUGGGGAACAUACUUGGCCCAUGCCCUUUGACUCCAGCCUGAAGGAGGUCACCAUCUCCCUGAGUGGUCCUGCUCCGGAGAUUGAGGUCCAGGAUCCCACAGGAAAGGUCCUUGAGGAAGGCCAAGACCUGAAGGAACUCCUCAGCAUCCCAAACGCCGCCAAGGUGGUGGCCGUGGAGCCCCACAAGCCAGGGACGUGGUUGGUCAAGACCCAGAGCAGCGGCCGCCACUCAGUGAGGAUCACGGGCGUCAGCAACGUUAACUUUCAAGCCAGCUUCUCCACCCAGCCUGACUUUGACCCUAGCCAGCCUGAUGAGCGGCCAGUGCAGGGCCUUCCCAUCUCUGUGGGGGUGAAUUGCACGGGCCUGAAGUCGCCUGGAUACUUGCAGGAGAUCGAGCUCGUCAACAGCUCGGGCCACCCGCUCCUCUCGGUCCCCAUGCGGCGCAUCUCUAACACCUCCUCUGGGCAGCUCUGGGUGGGCUCGCAGCUCCAUGCACCUCCAGGAGAUUUCUUGCUGAAGGUGAAGGGCAAAGAUGCCCACGGGUACCCCCUGCAACGCCUCUCCAGCAUUGCCUACACCAGUGUGGUCCCUGGGCUACCCAAGGUGAACAUCUCCAGCAAAAUCCAGGCUUACAACCAUGAGCCUCAGCUGAUCUCCUGCUCUGCACAGAGUGAGAUCCCUUUUCGCCUGCAGCUCAGCCGAGGUGGUAAGAAGCUUGGUGAAGGUCGGCUCUUCAGAGGUUCAGGGAACAGCAGCUGGCUGAUUCCUGCGGUCUCCAAGAGUGAUGAAGGUUUUUAUGAGUGCACAGCCACAAGCAAGGUUGGGGCGACACGGGCUCGCACCUUCGUCUCUGUCACAGAACCGCCACCACGUCUCAUAGCCCCGGGGAACAUCACAGCUCUGCCCGGUCAGGACGUGGUCAUGUCCUGCACCGUUCUGAGCGACGUCCCAUACAACCUAACCUGGAGCUGGGACUGGAAGGGGGUGCAGCCGGAGGACAGCAGGACGAGGCUCCUGCAGAACCGUUCGCUGGAAAUCAGCAGUGUGCAGCCGGGGGACGGGGGCCAGUACAAAUGCAUUGCGCGCAAUGCCCAUGGGGCUGCCAGCGCCUCUAUCUGGCUCUUGAUCCAGGAGGCACCAUGGGUGAAGGUGGACUUGAGCCCCCAGCGGUUCACCAAGGGUGAAGAGCUGAAGCUGAACUGCACAACAGGGGGCCACCCCCCACCACGGACCACUUGGAAGCGCUGGGGCAGGGCCCUGGAGGAGGAUGAGAGGGUUUUUGUCGAUGCGCAGGGUACCCUGCACAUCACGGCCGCGGUCCCAGAGGAUGCGGGGAACUAUAGCUGCCACGCCAGCAGCCUGCUGGGCUGGGUCAAGCGAGCCGUGGCUCUGGAGUAUACUGAGCCUCCCGUCAUCGUGGCAGUGACACCUGCAGUGAAGGCCCUGGUUGGGGAAGAUGUGGUCCUGGAGUGCUGGGUUUCAGGGGUCCCCGUGCCCCAGAUCGUCUGGUACAGAGGUGAGCAGGAAGUGGUGACAUCCCCCGGUGGCAUGCAGCGUGGUGUCCUGCAGCUCCAGGCCGUGCGGGAGGAGGACUCGGGCGAGUACAUCUGUGAGGCCCUCAGUGAGGCUGGUGUCUCCUUCGACAGCAUCACGCUGGACGUGGGGUCUGCCCCUCGGUUUUCCGAGGACCCAGAGGAUGCGUCAGUCGAGAUAGGGGAGAGCGUGAGCCUGCUGUGCCGUGUCGAGGGCUCUCCCCCACCGCGGAUCGCCUGGUCUCGGCAGGACGGGAAGCCCAUGGUGGGCCAGCACAGGCUGUUUGAUGUUUCCAGCCAGCUGGAGGCCAAUGAGCUCUUCAUUGCCAGCGCCUCACUGGAUGACCAAGCCAUCUAUAUCUGUGAAGCCCAGAAUGAGUUUGGGAAGAUCCGAGCAGAGGUCAAGCUUGCAGUCACCGGACACGCAGUCCCAGAAAUAGCUCGCGGAUCCCCAGUGAUCCGCACUGUCAGAGGCCAGCCCGCCUCGCUGCCCUGCGUGAUCCUGGCUGGGAAGCCUUUUCCAGCACGGCACUGGCUGAAGCACGGGCAGCCGAUAACCCCAGGCAGCCACUAUUCUGUCCGCACUGAUGGGAGCCUCCAUGUGGAGCAGGUGUCGCAGGAGGAUGCAGGGAGCUACACCUGCGUGGUCACCAAUGCUGUUGGCUCGCACAGGCAGGAUGUGUCACUGGUUGUCCAUGUUCCUCCCAGCAUUGAGCUGGGCCCUGCCCUUGUCACCGCCACGGAGGGAGCAGCUGUCACCCUGUCGUGCAAUGCCACUGGUGUGCCACCUCCUACUGUCACCUGGGCAAAGGGCACAGAGCCCAUCUUGCAGAGCCACCAUUACCACCUAGGCAGCAAUGGGACCCUCCUGAUUCCUUCGCCCUCUCCCAGAGAUGCUGGCACCUACUUCUGCAUGGUUACCAACGCAGCAGGCUCCUCCAGCCGGGAGGUGCAGCUCUCCGUCAGCACGAAGCCCAGGAUCAGCGUGAAUGGAUCACAUGAGUCAUCAGGCCCCAUGACCAUCCUGGCUGUGGUGGGGCAGGAAACCAUCCUGCCCUGUGAAGUUCAAGGGUAUCCCACUCCCUUGGUGGCAUGGACCCAGGAGUCUCAGCCGGUGCCUCUCACCACUGCGAGGUAUAGCGUCCUCCCUUCGGGAUCCCUCCGGCUGGCUGAACCCCGAGUGAUGGACAACGGCCUUUAUACCUGCACAGCCACAAACGCUGCAGGGAACGCCUCGCUCAGCUACAGCCUGGAGGUCCAAGUCCCACCACGAAUUCGCCCCAUGCCCGAGGUCCUUCGGGUGCUGGCGGGUCUCCAUCUGGAGCUGCCCUGUGUGGCUCAUGGGGACCCCAUCCCCCACCUCAGCUGGUCCAAGGAUGGCCACCCCCUGAGUGUGGGCCAGGGGGGUUCCCUGGAGGGGCCCGACGGGACAAUCAGCAUCGAGGACGUGCAGGUCUCCAACUCGGGACGGUACCGCUGCAUUGCCAGCAGCAGCGCAGGGCAAGAUGUUGUGGAACUGGCUGUAGAAGUCCUGGAGCCCCCGUAUCUGGAGGAUGGCACAGAGGCGCUGCUGGAGAGGGUUCUCCGUGAGAAUGUCACCAUGGCGUGUCCCGUCAAGGGGACCCCCAUGCCAUCUGUUGUCUGGCUGAAGGACUCAGUGGAGGUACUGGGCACCAUGCCGGGCGCUGCAGUGCUGGAUGAGGGCUCACUUGCGAUCCAAGCUGUCCAGCCCAGCGACAGUGGGGAUUAUACCUGCCUGGCAACCAAUGAAGUGGGCUCCGUGAGCCGGACAACCAGGCUGCUGGUAUACGCCCCACCAAAGAUGGCAGGAAGUGGCCUGCAGGAGAACAUUUCUGCUGUGGCCAGCCAGGCUCUGACGCUGAAUUGCAAUGUUUCCGGCACCCCCGUCCCCACCGUUGUGUGGUACAAAGAUGGGCAGCUGGUGGGGGAAGGCAGAGGCCUCCACUUCCUCCAUGGGGCCCAGGCCCUCCGCUUCUCCAAGGUGCAGAAGGAGGAUGCGGGGUCCUACACCUGCAGAGCUGAGAACAGGGUUGGAGAGGCCCACAGACACUUCACCCUGCUUGUUCUAGUCCCUCCAACAGUGUCAGGGCCCUGGUGGCCUCACAACGUCUCUGUGCUGGUGGGCUCCGAGGCAGUGCUGGAGUGUCGGACCUCAGGGGUGCCCCCGCCCCAGGUGGAGUGGCUGAAGGAUGGGCAGCCUCUCCCCACUGUGGACUUUCACAUCCAGCUCCUGGAAGAGGAUCAGGUCUUGAGGAUCGAGGAUAGCCAGCCAAAACACCAAGGGAGGUAUCAGUGCUUAGCAUUCAACCAAGCUGGCCAGCACAGCAAGGCUUUCCAACUGCACGUUCUCACUCCCCCCUUCAUCCUGGACUCUAACAAGACAGUGGAGGUGGUGGUGCUGCUGAAUCACUCCAGCGAGCUGUCCUGCGAGGCACAGGGCUCACCGGCUCCCAGCAUCACAUGGUUCAAAGACAGGCGUCCUCUCAUCUCCGGCGCAAAGACCACCUACCUGAGAGGGGGACGUGUCCUGCAGCUGACCGCGGCCCAGGUGACAGAUGCGGGGCUGUACACCUGCCGGGCCACCAACCCUGUGGGCACAGCGGAGAGGGCUGUGAGGCUUGAGGUUUAUGUGCCGCCGAAUGUUGAUGGCAUGGCUGAUGAAGAUCAUGUGGUGGUGGCGGGUCAGCCCUUGGAGCUCCUCUGCUCGGCCAGUGGCAAUCCCCUGCCCGUCCUGACCUGGCUUAAGGACGGGGUCCCACUGUCUGAUGACGCUGGGACCCUGCUCCUGGGAGGUGGCAUGCUGCUGAGGGUUGAACAGGCUUCGGAGAGCUCAGCAGGGAUCUACACCUGCUUAGCCAGCAGCCCGGCAGGCGACAGUGUGGUCCAGCACACGGUGGUAGUUCAGGCUCCCCCCCAGCUGCUGAUCAGCGAUGAGGAAAGCCACCUGAUGGUGAUUGCCAAUGACUCUCUGCAGAUUCACUGCCACGCCACAGGCUUUCCUGCACCCCAGAUCCAGUGGCUGAAGAACGGCCACCCGCUGGGUGAACUGGACGGAGCAGUGGUGUCUGAGGACGGCAGGACUCUGCUGAUUCCCCACGUAAGGCUCAACGACGAAGGGCUCUACAUCUGCCAGGGCAGCAACGAGGCUGGUGGAGCCCAGGCAGAGGUGCAGGUAUCAGUGCAAGAGCGCCCGUCGGUCAGCAUCAUGGAGGGAAAGGGCCUCAGCGUGGCCCUCCGGCAGCCAGUGACCCUUCAGUGCCUGGCCGCUGGCACACCACCUCCGCAGCUCAGCUGGUGGAAGGAUGGGGUCCUCUUGCCAGCCACAGGCCACUUCUUCCAGAUUGAGAAGGCUGACUUGAUGGAUGAAGGAGUCUAUUCCUGUGUUGCAGUGAACCCCGCUGGGGAGGACAAGCAAGAUGUGAUGCUGAAGGUCCUAGUGCCUCCAAACAUCGAGCCUAGUGAGUUGAAUGUGACCGUCCUGGAGAACGCCACAGCAUCCUUGCAGUGCCUGGCCUCUGGGGUGCCAGCUCCUGAUAUAGCCUGGUACAAGGGAUCUGAGCAGCUCUUGGCUGGGCCAGGCCUGGCCCUGUCUGGAGGUGGGAAGUGCUUGGAGAUCCAGCGUGCCCAGACCUCCGACUCUGGGAGCUACCGCUGUGUGGCCUCCAACAUGGCUGGUAGCACCGAGCUCUGGUACAGCCUGCAGGUGACCGUGCCCCCGCGAAUUAUAUCUGGCCCCAGCCCCAUGACUGUGAUGGUGAAUGAGCCGGUGAAGUUGGAGUGUGACGCCAUGGGGGUCCCUGCCCCGGUCCUGCUGUGGUUGAAGGAUGGCAAUCCCGUGUCCAGCAUGGUGGCAGAUGGGCCACAGAUCAUCUCCGGGGGGCGUGUGCUGUCCCUGCCAGCUGCUCGCCUUCUGGACUCGGGGACGUAUGUGUGCGUGGCCAGCAGCGUUGUGGGAGAGGACAGGCAGGAGGCUACCCUCAAGGUGCGGUUGCCACCCACUGCCUUGGGCGAGGAGCAGAACAUCUCUGUCCUCGUCAACCAGUCAGCAACCUUGGAGUGCUUGGCUCCUGGGGUAGCUCCUCAGGGGUCCCGCUGGCUGAAGGACGGGCACUUGCUCAUGCCAAAGCCAGGAGUGCAGCUGUCUGUGGAGGGGACCACGCUCCAGAUCAAGCGAGUUGACGUGCAGGAUGCGGGCAGGUACACGUGCGAGACAUCCAGCCACCUGGGCCACUCACAGAAUCACUACAACCUCGAUGUGUGGGUGCCCCCGUCGUUCUCCUCGGCAGAGCCCGCCGCCGUGUCGGUGCUGGAAGGGCAGGUUGUCCAGCUGGCCUGCGAGUGCCACGGGAUCCCCUUCCCCACCCUGACCUGGUGGAAGGACGGUGAGCUCCUCUCCACCAAGCCAGGGAGCCUGGAGCUGGUCUCUGCAGGAGGGAGGAUGCUCUACAUUGAGAAGGUCUGGCAGCAGCAGCAAGGAGUAUCACUUAGGGGUGCACGUUUCUUUCUUGGCUCCAAGCUGAUCGAUGGUGCUUUUAUAUCUGCUUACAUAGACCUAGGGGAGUUUUUACAGCAUCGCCUCUGCCCUGUGUCCCUCUUGCCCACAGCGCUGCCGAGGAUCCGAGGCAGCAGCAAAGCCCUGAGGAAGGUUUCUGUGGUCAAGGCUGGUGAGACGGUUUUGGAGUGCGAGGCCGUGGGAACACCAUCGCCCACAGUGACUUGGGUGAAAGACGGGCAGCCUGUGGUGAAUGGGGACGGGCUUCUCCUUACAGACCAGGGGAGGCGACUGCGCAUCCCACAGGCGGAGGUCACCCAUUCGGGACACUACGUUUGCCUGGCAACGAAUGCGGUGGGGCAGGAAGAGAGGGAGUUUGAUGUGUCCGUGCAUGUUCCUCCUGAGUUCAUUCAAGGAUCAGGAUCAAUAACCAACAUCAGUGUGUCUCUGCAUGGAGCCCUGACGCUGACCUGCGAGGCCUCUGGUGUUCCCCCACCCACUGUCACCUGGUUCUGGAACAACUCUCCUGUCAUCCCUGGCAAGCACACGCGUGUGCUCUCAGGUGGCUGGAUGCUGAGGCUCACUCGCACACGAGCCCAGGAUGGAGGCCUCUAUUCCUGCCUGGCCAGCAAUGUGGCUGGGGAGGCCAGGAGGGAUUUCCAUGUGGAGGUCCUUGUUCCUCCCCAUGUUGAGAGCGCGGAUGAGGAAGAGAGCAUCAAAGUGCCCGAGGGUCAUCCCAUCACCUGGUCCUGCCUGGCUUCAGGCAACCCCCAGCCUAAGAUCACCUGGCUGAAAGACGGCCAUCCUGUGACUAGCGGAGACACGUACUCCAUCUCCCCUGAUGGGUCCACACUGCACAUCACUCAGGCAGCCCUUUCUGAUGCUGGCCGCUAUUCCUGCGUGGCCUCCAAUUCUGUGGCAGAUCAGACCAAGCACUACCUGCUAAAUGUUUUGGUUAGCCCCAUGUUUCCUGGAGAGGCCCACGAUGCUGCCAUAGAAGAUGUUACUGUGAUCGUCAACAAUCCCAUCUCCCUCAUCUGUGAGGCUCUGGCCUACCCGUCUCCCAACAUCACCUGGCUCAAGGAUGAGGUUCCCCUCGAAGCCUCCAGAAAUGUUCACCUGCUCCCUGGUGGCCAUGGGCUGCAGAUCCUGAAUGCCCUUGAAGAGGAUGCAGGCAUAUACAGUUGCGUCGUGACCAGCGAGGCUGGAGAGGCCGUAAAGAACUACACUGUGAAGGUCCUGGUUCCUCCUUGGAUUGCCAAAGAUGACCCUUCAGGGGAAUUUGCUGUGACGGAAGUGAAAACCAAGGUCAACAGCACCGUGACGCUGGAGUGCGAGUCCUGGGCUGUGCCCGAGCCGACCAUCCAGUGGUACAAGGACGGGCAGCUCCUGGAAAGUGCUGGUCACCUCCAGCUCCUCAAUGAGGGGAAGGUCCUUCAGAUCAAACCAGCCGGCAUCUCGGAUUCGGGGCACUACACCUGUGUUGCUACCAAUGUCGUAGGUGAAGAUGACAAGGACUUCAAUGUGCACAUCCAAGUGCCACCGCUGUUCCAGAGGCCAGGGAGUGCCAACGAAGCCUUUGAGAUCCUCUACAGGGAGGAAGACCAGGACGGGGAGGUGGUAGAGCACCGACAGGCUAUUCUUGACAACCCCACUACGCUCUACUGUGACACCAGCGCCAUCCCACCCCCCCGGCUCACCUGGUACAAAGAUGGGGAGCCCCUAUCCUCUGGCCAGGGGAUGCUAAUAUUGCUAGGGGGCCGGGUCCUGCAGCUCCCCGUGGUCCGGGAGGAGGAUGCUGGCAGGUACACAUGCGAGGCAGCCAAUGACGUGGGAGAGGACCGGAUGCACUACGAGCUGGAGGUGCUGACCACCCCUGUCAUCCAUGGGAGCAUGGAGGACCUGGUUGAGGAGGUGACCACCACCGUCAACAGCACCGUCCGCUUGAAGUGCGAAGUCAUCGGGAACCCAGCACCCGUAGUUUCCUGGCUCUGGAAUGAUGCCCCUAUUGUGGCUGGCCCACGGCACCAGCUCCUGGAGGAUGGCGAGGUCCUGCAGGUGGUGGCGGUGGAGGCGAGCGAUGCGGGCAGUUACACGUGCGUGGCUGAAAACCCAGCUGGUUCUGCUGAGAAGCACUUUACCCUCACCGUGCAGGAACCACCUCGGAUCACGGGCGCAAACCCCGAAACUGUUGACGGCAUUGUCGAUGGCAGCGUAUCGCUGGUGUGCGAUGUCCAAUCCCACCCAGAUGCAGAUAUUGUGUGGUACAAGGACGGCCGCGUCCUGCAGCUUGGUGAGGAAGUGUUCGUCACCCCAGGCUCGCACAUCCUGCAGAUCCCCCGCGCGCAGCUUUCUAGCACGGGCAUAUACAUGUGCGUGGCUCUGAACGCAGCCGGCAGAGACGAGAAGCUCUUCAUCCUCACUGUCCACGCUCCGCCGGCAGAGCCUCAGGCCCCGGCAGGCCAGCGGCCAGCCGGGAUGGUGCGAGCCGGGGACACAGCUGUCCUGCACUGUGAUUUGGAGGAACAGCCGGGAUCUGCGGUCACCUGGUACAGAGAUGGGCAGGAGUUGGCAGCGGGGGACAACGGCCGCAUCCUACUGAAAGGCUGGUGGCUGGAGAUUGAAAACACUCAGGCCUCGGAUGAAGGGCUCUAUGGCUGCCGGGUGGCCGGCGCUGUGGGAGAGGCAGCGCAGACCCUCAUGCUCACUGUCCCAACCACCCUGAUAGCUCACAACCCACCCUAUGCUGGGACUCUUGCUCCUGAGAUGUUGCUGGUGUGCGGGGAUGUGCCCCCGAGCAUCGAGGACCCGCAGCAGGAGACACUCGCUGCAGCCAUGGGAAGCCCCCUCGUCCUGACCUGCGAAGUCACCGGCGUGCCUGUGCCAGCCGUCACCUGGCUGAAGGACGGGCGGCCAUUGGAGAGCAGCCCGGAGCGGGGCCUGGUGUCCCGGGGCACCCAGCUCCAGAUCAGCCCCUUGCAGCCCUUCCACGAGGGCCGCUACACGUGCCUGGCACGGGGCGCCGACGCCGAGGUGCGCAAGGAUUUCCUGGUGCUGGUGCGAGUGGCACCCAGGAUCACGAGCGCGGGGGUCCCCAGCGAGCACAGCGUGCUGGAGGGCAGCGAGGUGACGCUGGAGUGCCAGGCAGAGGGGCAGCCUGCCCCGGAGAUCACUUGGCUGAAGGACGGGCAGCCCCUGGGGCUGCAGCCCCCGUCGCGUGGCCGGCUGGCUCUGGGCUGCAGCUCUCUGCUCCUCGAGGGGCUCCAGGCCGCCGACGCGGGGGCGUACACCUGCCUGGCCCAAAACAGCGCCGGCGAAGACACCCGGCUGCACACGCUGAGCGUGCUGGUUCCCCCGUCCAUCGAGAGCGGCGCUGGCGAUGCAGAGGCGGUCCGCGGCGCCCUCCUGCCCCCCGUGCUGGAGGGGACCCCGGAGAGCAGCGAGGAGCAGGCGGUGAUGGUGGGCUCCGAGGUGACCUUCGCUUCGCCGCCCCGUGUUGAGGCCCCUACCCAGCCAGUUGAGAUGUCCGUCGUCGUGGGUGCUCCGCUAGAGCUGACGUGCCUGGUGACGGGUGUCCCCAUGCCCACUGUCACCUGGGAGAAGGACGGGCAGCUGCUGGCCGGGCCCCAGCUCGUGGUGGGGAACGAGAGCAUCUUUCGGAUAGAGAGCGUCGAGGUGGCCAGUGCUGGCUUGUACACCUGCCUGGCUGCCAGCCCUGCCGGAGAGGACAGCGGGACCUUCCAUGAGGAUGCCCGCACACGGGUCCUGGCCGAGGGGCGCUUCCUCCAGAUCCGGGCACUGCUGGUGACGGAUAGGGGGGAGUACAGCUGCACCGCCAGCAACUCGCUGGGGACGACCAGCCUGAACUUCCAGGUGGACAUUCAUGUGGCCCCGGAGAUCCAGCCUGGCCCCGAGGCGCUGAGCGUGCUCGUGAAUGGAUCAGCCGUGCUGCCCUGCCAGGCAGAGGGGUGGCCCGUGCCCCAGGUGACGUGGCGGAAGGACGGCCAGCUGCUGCCCCUUGGCGGGAGCCCCAGGCUGAGGAUGCUGCCGGGAGGCUCCCUGCAGAUAGACCCCGUUCAGGUCCAGGAUUCAGGCUACUACCUCUGCGUGGCAUCCAGCCCUGCCGGGUCUGACCGACGAGGCCUCGACCUCCAAGUCCUGGGCUCCCUGCAGAUAGACCCCGUUCAGGUCCAGGAUUCAGGCUACUACCUCUGCGUGGCAUCCAGCCCUGCCGGGUCUGACCGACGAGGCCUCGACCUCCAAGUCCUGGAGCCCCCCGUAGUGAAGCCCCUGCCUGGCAUGGUGAUGGUGAUGGUCAAUGCCAGCGCGGUGUUAUCCUGCGAGGCGACCGGCGUCCCUCCGCCGGAGAUCACCUGGCAGAAGGAAGGCGUCAGCGUCCCCAGAGGGCCCCGGUUCAAAAUGCUCCGCAAUGGGCAGCUGCACCUCCUGCGUGCCUCCGUGGAGGACGCUGGCAUCUACCUGUGCGUGGCUCAAAACCCAUCCGGCACCGCUUCGGGGAGGACCAGGCUGAUCGUGCAAG